GGCGGCGGCCUCCGGACCUGGCUGCUGGCUGGCAGGAGCACCGGCCGGGAAGCCGCACCGUUCGCGCAGGGACCCCACUUUUCACGGACCCCGCCUCUCCCAAGGAGGGCGGUGGCCGCUCACCUCGGAGUCCGUGAGGAGGGUGGUUUGGGGAAGGUUUUGGGGACGGACUUGAAAGAAAAGGUUCUGAGACUUGGGGGAGGGUUGUAUUUGGGUAUUUUGGGGGCAGGCACUGGUAUAAAGGGGAUGGAGGCUGGAGUGUCCGCUGCAGACGUCCGGGCAAGAUUUUGGAGCCCAGACGUGGCUUGGGGUUAACGGAGCCGGGAUUGGGGGGACCGGGCCCCACGUGCCUGUGACGCGGGGGCGCCCGCUAGGCGGCGGCGGCGGCGACGCGGGGCCGGCGGCCCUGCGGUGCGGGAGGGCGGCUGGGCAGGCUGCAGGGAUGCUGCGCGGCGCGCUACCCCUGCUCGGGCUGCCCCUGGCGGGAGCGGAGACAACCGAAGAGCCCACCCAGGAUCCGGGGUCGCCUGGCGAGCCGCCCCUAGGCUUGGCGCUCUUCCGCUGGCAGUGGCACGAGGUAGAGGCGCCCUAUCUGGUGGCUCUGUGGAUCCUGGUGGCCAGUCUGGCCAAAAUCGUGUUCCAUCUAUCCCGGAAGGUCACAUCACUGGUUCCUGAGAGCUGCCUGCUGAUUCUGUUGGGCUUGGUGCUAGGGGGCAUUGUCUUGGCCGUGGCCAAGAAAGCAGAGUACCAGCUGGAGCCCGGCACCUUCUUCCUCUUCUUGCUGCCCCCUAUUGUGCUAGACUCGGGCUAUUUCAUGCCCAGUCGGCUGUUUUUUGACAACCUGGGUGCCAUCCUCACCUAUGCCGUCGUGGGCACACUUUGGAAUGCCUUCACAACCGGCGCUGCCCUCUGGGGCUUGCAGCAGGCCGGACUUGUGGCUCCCCGAGUACAGGCUGGCCUGCUGGACUUCCUGCUGUUUGGCAGCCUCAUCUCGGCGGUGGACCCCGUGGCCGUGCUGGCUGUCUUUGAGGAGGUGCAUGUCAACGAGACACUCUUCAUCAUCGUCUUCGGGGAGUCCCUGCUCAAUGAUGCAGUCACUGUGGUGCUGUACAAGGUCUGCAACUCCUUUGUGGAGAUGGGCUCUGCCAGAGUGCAGGCCACUGACUACCUGAAGGGCGUCGCCUCCCUGUUUGUGGUCAGUCUGGGCGGGGCAGCCGUGGGCUUAGUCUUUGCCUUCCUCCUGGCCCUGACCACACGUUUCACCAAGCGGGUCCGCAUCAUCGAGCCACUGCUGGUGUUCCUCCUCGCUUAUGCAGCCUACCUCACUGCUGAAAUGGCCUCGCUGUCUGCCAUACUUGCGGUGACCAUGUGUGGCCUGGGUUGUAAGAAGUAUGUGGAGGCCAACAUUUCCCACAAAUCCCGCACAACUGUCAAAUACACAAUGAAGACUCUGGCCAGCUGCGCUGAGACCGUCAUCUUCAUGCUGCUUGGCAUCUCAGCCGUGGACUCCUCUAAGUGGGCCUGGGACUCUGGGCUGGUGCUGGGCACCCUCUUCUUCAUCCUGUUCUUCCGAGCCCUCGGCGUGGUCCUGCAGACGUGGGUGCUCAAUCAGUUCCGGCUGGUCCCUCUGGACAAGAUUGACCAGGUGGUGAUGUCCUAUGGGGGUCUGCGGGGGGCUGUGGCCUUUGCUCUCGUCAUCCUCCUGGACAGGAAAAAGGUCCCUGCCAAAGACUACUUUGUGGCUACCACUAUUGUGGUGGUCUUCUUCACAGUCAUCGUGCAGGGCUUGACCAUCAAGCCGCUAGUCAAGUGGCUGAAGGUGAAAAGGAGUGAGCAUCACAAACCCACCCUGAACCAGGAGCUGCAUGAGCACACUUUUGACCACAUUCUGGCUGCAGUGGAGGACGUUGUGGGGCACCAUGGCUACCACUACUGGAGGGACAGGUGGGAGCAAUUUGACAAGAAGUACCUGAGUCAACUGCUGAUGCGGCGAUCAGCCUACCGCAUCCGGGACCAGAUCUGGGAUGUGUACUACAGACUCAACAUCCGGGAUGCCAUCAGCUUUGUGGACCAGGGAGGCCAUGUCUUAUCUUCCACAGGCCUGUCUCUGCCCUCUAUGCCUAGCCGCAAUUCCGUGGCAGAGACCUCUGUCACCAACCUGCUGAGGGAGAGUGGCAGUGGAGCAUGCCUGGACCUGCAGGUGAUUGACACAGUGCGCAGUGGCCGCGACCGUGAGGAUGCUGUGAUGCAUCACCUGCUGUGUGGAGGCCUGUACAAGCCGCGGCGCAGGUACAAAGCCAGCUGCAGCCGCCACUUCAUCUCAGAGGAUGCACAGGAGCGGCAGGACAAGGAAGUCUUCCAGCAGAACAUGAAGCGGCGACUGGAGUCCUUUAAGUCCACCAAGCACAACAUCUGCCUCACCAAGACCAAGCCCCGACCACGCAAGGCUGGCCGCAAGAAGAAGGAUGGUGUGGCUAGUGCUGAAGCUACAAAUGGGAAACCACCUCAAGACCUGAGCUUUCAGGACACAGCUGCUGUGAUGCUAACCGUGGAGUCAGAGGAGGAGGAGGAGAGCGACAGCUCAGAGACGGAGAAGGAAGAUGAUGAGGGGAUCAUCUUUGUGGCCCGGGCCACCAGUGAGGUUCUCCAAGAGGGCAAGGUCUCAGGAAGCCUUGAGGUGUGUCCCAGCCCACGCAUCAUCCCCCCAUCUCCAACCUGUGCAGAGAAGGAGCUGCCCUGGAAGAGUGGGCAGGGGGACCAGGCAGUCUACGUGUCCUCAGAAACCACCAAGAUCGUGCCCGUGGACAUGCAGAUGGGCUGGGACCAGAGCCUUUCUUCCCUGGAGAGCCUGGCAUCCCCGCCCUGCACCCAGGCCCCACCCCUGCCCCGCUUGCCUGUUUGGCCCCUGGCUGCCGCUGCUGAGGAGCCCACACUGGACCUGCUUUCUGAUCCCCGCCCCAGCUUCGCCUUCCCCCCAAGCCUGGCCAAAGCUGGCCGCUCCCGCAGUGAGAGCAGCGCUGACAUUCCCCAGCAGCAGGAGUUGCAGCCCCUCAUGGGCCCCAAGGACCCCACUCGGCUCAGCCCAGGCACUGCAAACUCCCAUUGGUGCAUCCAGCUGAGCAGAGGUGGCCUGCUGUAGCCCAGGGCCCCGGGGAGGGAUGGAAUGGUGAGUUCCCAAGGGAGCCCCUCAGCCUGAUGUGGGGCCUCUGGGAAUGGUCCUCAUGGGGACCCUCCUCAUCAACCCUCCCUGAUCCUAACCCCUGCCACCUUUCAUUUUAGAAAUGCACCCACCUUCCUCACCAGGCCACAACUUCUAGGGGCUAAGGCUAGAGACUUGGGUAACUGAUGGCCCUUCCUCAGAGGGUCUUCUGUAGGCAGCUGCUCCAGGCCCAAAACCAAGACGUUGCUCCUCAACAGAUCCUGCCUGCCCCACUCUCCACACUGCCUCCUGCCAGCAUGUCUGAGACAGUGCCGUGGCAGUGAGGCUGAGCUGGCCCUAGAUGGCACUGGGGGAUGGGAGGUAGAGCAGGCCUCAACCUCGUGUUUGGCUACCCAUGUAGGGUCAGGUACCCAGUCAGUUUUUUCAGGGCAGUGCAGCUCUUCGCCUCCACUUUUUACAUCAGCCCUUCCCUGUGUUGUCAGGUGUUGAGGCA
Molecule: messenger RNA, 3653 nt
Organism: Ochotona princeps (American pika)
Lineage: Eukaryota; Metazoa; Chordata; Mammalia; Lagomorpha; Ochotonidae
Gene: SLC9A5
Product: solute carrier family 9 member A5
Exons: 16
Coding region: 443-3139 (898 amino acids)
Biological process (GO): proton transmembrane transport; sodium ion transport; regulation of pH
Cellular component (GO): membrane
Molecular function (GO): sodium:proton antiporter activity
Source: RefSeq, a predicted model, not a curated record